AUGAAGGCAAGGGCUGACGAGGCCAAGCGGCAGAUGGCAGAGAAGGCCUUGCGUGAGCAGGUGGACGCCCUGCGCUCGGACGGCGCCCGCUCCCUGGAGCAGGCUUUGGAAGCCGAGUCCGAGAUGCGCUCUGCCGUGGCCGGCCUGGAGGAUCGCACACGGGAGCUGCAGCAGCAGAAACAGCUGGUCGCCGCGCUGCGGGCGGAGAUUGCAGAGCAAGAGGUUGUGCAUGCAGACCGCCAGCGAUCCGAUGAGGAGCUCUCCACGGCGCGGGAGCACGUGAAGGCUGUGGAGGCAGCAGCGGCACAGGCGGCCACGGCUGCAGCCGCCGAAUUUCGAGAGGAGAUCGCCUCCCUGCACACCAGCUACGCGCGUCGGCUGCAGGGCCUCCGCGCGGAAUGCGGCGGCCAGCGCCGUGCCGCGGAGGUCGUGGAGGACGAGCUGCGGCAGCUUUGUGCAAAGGAGGUGGAAGCAAGCAAAACUGCACAGCUGGAGCUCCGGCACAUCUUCGGCGAAGAGUUGGCCGCAGCUCGCGACGCCCAGGCUGCACUCCGCGAAGCCGUGGAGGCAGCCACGGCCGGUGAAGUGGCGGAGGCGUCACUGGCUAAAGCUGCGGCCUUGGAGGAACAGGCUGCUGUGGCAGAGUGCCGGGCAUCCGUCCAGGACGAGGUCACGUCUGAGCUCCAUGGCCUCCUUCAGGCCGCGUGUGCCGACCUCUCGGGUGACGGCACUGCUUUGCGAGGAGUGCCACAAAGCAGCCAGGAGCUUCUCGUGGAGCUUACCGGAACCCUUCGCGACGCCAUUUGCCACGAGGUGCAAACGAAUCCUUGCAGCAGCCUGCGGCGGAGCUUGUGCAGGGAUCUGCGCCAAGAGCUCCGUGACCAAGUGCGCAGUGAGAGCUUGAGCUCUUGCCGACUGUCACGUCGCGAGGCUUCAUCCAGUCGCAGCACAACGGGCUCUCGAAGCGAUCGAAGGCCCACUUGCUCUGUCACCUCGCCGAAGAGCGCUGCGAAGCAGGAGCUCUCGCGGCGCGGCGCGGCGUUGAUGGCCGCCUUUGCCCUUGCGGAGGGCGACGAGGCCGGCUUCUCUCCCAUUCCCAUGGAUGGCCAAAGUGAGAGAGUUUGGUAG
Messenger RNA from Symbiodinium sp. CCMP2456, 1128 nucleotides. NCBI's taxonomy places the organism in Eukaryota, Dinophyceae, Suessiales, Symbiodiniaceae. The record is from the annotation of a GenBank genome assembly.